Messenger RNA from Tetrahymena thermophila SB210, 2253 nucleotides. RefSeq lists its product as hypothetical. NCBI's taxonomy places the organism in Eukaryota, Ciliophora, Oligohymenophorea, Hymenostomatida, Tetrahymenidae. The record is from RefSeq and is a predicted model, not a curated record. The transcript has a single exon.
AUGAUGAGAUAAUUUCAAAGUUUAAAAAGGUUUGGAUAUUAGUUUAUCUGCUAAAAUAAGUUUAGUACUAGAAUAGCUUAGUAUAAAAAAUAAAGAACUUAGUUUUUGAAUUAAAAUAUUCAUUUUUCAUUUAGCAUUUUUUAGAAGAGCUAAUCUGAAUAUUUAAAGAAAAUUGAUGUAAAAAAUAUUGAAUCGAAUUCUCUACUUGGCUAAUUUAAUCAAUAGAUUAAAUUAAUCGAUGAUGUUGAAGAGGCGUUGCUUUUUUGUAAGAAUAUUUUAACAGAAUUUCAGUUAAGGAUGGAAGUUAGUAAAGCAUUACAAAUAUGUAAUCUGGCUAUUGAUUUGACAAAAAAGCUUUCAAGUGGUAGAGGAAUUUAUUCUUAUCUCUAUUUUAAAGCAAAGUACAUUUCGCUGAUAACUGACUAAGGUUUAAUAGAUCAAGCGAAAAAAGAAGCAUAAGAACUCCUAGUCUUUUAUUAAGUUUCAAAAGAAUAAUUAAGCAUAAUUGAGAAAAUAGAAAUGAAUUAAAUAUUAGCUACUAUAUUUUAGUUUAUCAAAUAAUAUGAGCAAAGCCAAAAUUUAGCUGAACAAUCCAUCAGCCUUAUUUAAUCAGGUUCUACAUUGGAGAUAUCAAAUAGUUAGCUAAUAGGAAUAUAUUUUUUACUUUACUCUACUUCAUUCAUAUAGAAAGAUUAUGAGAAAGCCAAAGAAUAUGGGUUAUUAUCAUACGAAUUAUUAAAAAAUAGUAAAAAAUAGGAAGAAAAUUACACAGUUUAAAAUAUAAUUUUAGGACUAGUCAUUUGUUUUAAAAAAUUGAAUUAGGAUAAAGAGGCUGAAGCAGUACUUAAACUUCUUAAAAACCAUAAGGAAAUUCCUAAUUUUAACCCUUUAAAUAUGAAAGAAUAAUAGUUAAAAUUAAAGGUUCACUUUAAUCUAAACUAAGAUAACAAAUUAGCUUAAGAGAUUCAAUAAAAAGAUAUAGAAAACUUAUUAUUCUACAAUGAAAUUAUUGAUCUUUAUUAGUAGUUUGUUGAAAAAUUAUAAGCAAAUGAAGGUAUUUAGCAUUUUCAAUAGCUUUAGAAAUAAUUAGAUAAAGAAAAAGAUUUUUUAAAAUUUUUCUUUUUGCAGGAUACCAUUGCAAGCUUACACUCUUGCCUAUAAAACGGCUAAUAAGCAAUAGAUAUGUGUUUAAAUACUCAUCAAAAACUUUUAAAGCAGAGAAAUUAUAUUCUUUAUGAAGACAGAAUAACUUUUUAAAAUAUUACUCUUCUUAAGCAAUUACAUUAUUAAGCAAAGGAAUUUUAAAAAACUAUUGAGUGGGGAGAAAAAUGGCAUUCUUACUGUAUUAAUUAUAACUUAUUCGAUCAUUUUGACAAAGAAGUUGCUUUUUCCUUGCAAAUUUAAAUGGCCUCUUUAAAUUUAUUAGGAUAAACCUAACAUUGCCUGGAAUAUAGCAACUUUGCUCAAGAAUACCUGGAAAAAUUUAAUGAAGAACUCGAGUUACUUGAAGUGUACUUAAUUAAGACAUCUCUUUAUAUUAAGCUAAAUAAACCUGAAGAGGUAGAAAAAUAUACAAGAUUAGCUGCAAAGAUUUAUCACUUAAAUAAAGAUAAAGUCAAACCAUAAGCUGAAUAUCUUUAUUACAGUUCGAACCUCUAUUUGAUGAUAAAUUAUUUUAAGAAAAAUGACCCAAAAAAUAUACUUGAAUUUGGCAAAGAAUAUAUCGAUUUAGUUAAUAAAUAUGAAAAAUAAGAUUAAGAAGAAACAUUGAUUUUUAAAAGUACAAUUUUUUUAAUGCUAGGAUAAAAAUUAUUUGAUGAAAAAAAAUUUAAAGAAUCAUAACCUUACCUUACAUAAUGCCUAGAUCUAACCAAAAAAGAUAAAUAACUUGAAUAAAUUUAUCUUAAAGCCUUGAUGUAUUACAUAUCUACUUGCUUUAGAUUAGAUAUGAUAAAAGAAGCUGAAGAGAGUUUAAACACUUUAUAAUAGUCAUUUGAAUAAUUACCUUUAGGAGUUCUGAAAGAUAAUACAGAAAUUCAGCUAUUGGCAUUUUAAAGCAAUUUGUACUAUUCUAAAAAUGACAUGAAUAGAUUUAUUGAAUCUGUUGAGAAAUAACUUGAAAAACAAACUUAAAAAAAAAAAUAGUUAUAGGAAAAAUAGAAAACUAUUUUAGCUCAUCUAUUAAGAGAUAGUAAUUAUUCCAGUUAAGUUUAAAAUUUAAUAUCAAAAUAUGAAAUUAAAUUAAAUGGCUGA